AUGCAAAAAAAUUUUUCUCGUUUAGCGUUUCAAAACCAUUUCAUGUUGACAAAAUGUUUUGGAUAUAAAUCUUUGAUUCAUAAAAUAAAUUUCUCUUCCUUUGUGUAUAAACCUACAUUUCAAAAUUCUUUAAAAUUUUCGAAAAUUCAAUAUUCAACAAAGAUUUUUGCUCGUUUAAAUACUUCCCCAAUCACUAAAAUAAAAAAUAAUGUACGCAAUAAUUCUAUAAUCCUGGGUAUAUUAGGUUUGACAACUGCAACCACGAUCUUGGGAGUAACGUGGUCGCAAAGUUACCGAGAUAAAUUUCGUUUAAUCUUUGCUGGAAUUUUCCGCUCUUCGGUAACUUUGUGUGUUUGUUGCCUUUGUAUGCUAGAUUAUAAGAUAUUACAUUUUCGAUUUAAAAAUGUCGAUCAUAAAUCUGAUGAAUUCAAAUCUUCUCAGAAAGUCGUUCAUUUAAGAGUUGCAAAAAGAUUAUUGAGACUUUGUAGACUUCAUACUGGAGCUCAACAUCUUGCUUCUUUAACUUUUAUCGUUCCUAAAGAAUAUAUCGAAACUUUAUCUGUUUUACAAGAUCGUGCACCUUAUAGAGGUAUAGAAGAUGUAAAUAAAAUAUUUGCUGAAGAAUUUAAUGGAUUAACUCCAAAAGAUGUAUAUUCGGAAUUUGAUGAAAUUCCAAUAGCUGCUGCUUCUUUAGCUCAGGUGCACAAAGCUAUGACAAAAGAUGGUCGAGAAGUAGCUGUUAAAGUUCAAUAUCCUGAUGUUUCAAGACUUUUUCAUGUGGAUAUUUGGACUAUGCAAUCAAUGUCCGAUCUAAUUUCUUACUUUUUUCCGGAACUUGAAUUGACUUGGAUUAUAAAAGAAUUUAAGCAAAAUUUGAUUUCAGAAUUCGAUUUUUUACGUGAAGCUAAAAACGGUGAAUUAACACAACAGAGAUUCAAACAUCGUGCAAAUGAAUUAAAAAUUCCUAAUAUUAUAUGGGAAUUAACGACUAAACGUGUGUUGACCAUGGAAUUUAUACAUGGUGUUAAAAUUAAUAAUCUUGAAAAAUUAAAAAAUUUAGGUGUAAGUCCAAAAUGGGUACGAACUAUACUAUUAGAAGUAUUCGCUGAAAUGAUCUUUUGUCAUGGUGUAAUUCAUUGUGAUCCCCAUCCUGGAAAUGCUCUUGUAAUAAUUUCACCAAUAACAAAUAAACCUCAACUUGUUCUCCUUGAUCAUGGACUUUAUAGAGAAUUAUCUGAUGAUUUUCGUAUGGUAUAUUGUGAUCUAUGGAAAGCUUUAAUAUUGAAUGAUUUUGAAGCUCUUAAACAUGUCGCUGAUUCUUUAGGUGUUCCACAAUACAUUCAAUUUCUUCCUUUGAUUUUUACUCAACGUAUACCUGAUUCUACUACUCCUCUUGGUGAAGAUUUGACUCCUGAAGAACGUGCUAUGAUUCAUGAUCAAUUAAAACAUAUAAAAUUAAGUGAUUUCUUUGAUUUUUUGGAAUCUUUACCACGAGAGAUGCUAUUAGUACUUAGAACAAUUAAUAUAGUACGUGGAAUUCAUCGUCAACUUGGAGGAAAACCAAUAGAAAGUUUCAGAAUGAAUGCACAAUAUGCUAUACGUGGAUUAUGGUGUGAAACAAGGAAUGAAGAAAAAAGACGAAUACAGCGUUCGAAAGAACUUGGAUUAACAGGUGAUGAUGCUAUGAUUGGUCCAUUACAAAGAUGGUAUUUACUUGCUGGAACUCCAACUUUUUUUAGAACUCUAGGAUUCAUUAAAGAUUUUAUAGUAAUGACUUUUAGAUUAUAUUUAACAGAAUUAUUGAUUAAACUUUGGAGGUUGUGGUAUUUAUAUAGAUCUACUAUAGAUAUUUUAGGGGUAUAUUAA
This is a messenger RNA of Dentiscutata erythropus, 1866 nucleotides long. The record is from the annotation of a GenBank genome assembly. NCBI's taxonomy places the organism in Eukaryota, Fungi, Glomeromycota, Glomeromycetes, Diversisporales, Gigasporaceae.